ACUUGCGACGUACUUCGCGCGAUGCGAGUUUGUAGUUGUUUCAAGUAGGGCGAUCUUUACCGGCCUUCUACUUCCUCUUCUCGUGUCUGCUCGUGUCUCGGUACAAUGGCGUCUGGAAUUCUUUACACCUACCCGGAAAAUUUCCGAGCCUACAAGGCCCUGAUAGCAGCUCAAUUUUCUGGCACCCAGAUUAAAAUUGCCGAUGACUUCGUCUUUGGCGAGACUAAUAAAAGCGAAGCGUUUCUGAAGAAAUUUCCGUUGGGAAAGGUUCCAGCAUUUGAAACGUGCGAUGGAAAAUAUAUUACGGAAAGCAAUGCAAUUGCUUAUUAUGUGGCUAACGAACAAUUGAGAGGGAAAACAGAUAUUGAACGCGCGUUGGUUAUCCAAUGGUUAGGGUUUGCUGAUUCUGAAAUUCUUCCUGCCAGCUGUGCUUGGGUAUUUCCUUUACUUGGAAUAAUGCCAUAUCAUAAACAGACUGUAGAACACGCUAAAGAGGACAUAAAUAAAGCACUCUCUGCUUUAAAUUCUCAUUUGCUUACACGGACUUACUUAGUGGGAGAACGAUUAACUUUGGCAGAUAUUUGUGUAGCUAUGACAUUGCUACAUUUGUAUCAAUACAUUCUUGAACCGGAACUACGUAAGCCUUACCAGAAUGUAAAUCGAUGGUUCCAAACAGUUAUUUAUCAACCUGAAUCCAUUGCUGUAAUUGGUGCCUUUAAACUGGCGGAUAAGACUAUUGAGUAUGAUCCCAAGAAAUUUGCAGAAACUCAGGGAAAGAGUUCGAAAAAAGAAAAGAAAGACAAGGAAUCUAAGAAGGAAGCUAAAGAGCCAAAAGAAUCUAAAGAGUCGAAGAAAGAAUCUAAAGUUGUAGCAGAGAAGACCUCGGCGGUAGAAGAUGAAGCUGACGCAACCGAGGAGGCUGUAGCCGCCGAACCGAAAAAGAAGAAUCCCUUUGCUUCAAUGCCUAAAAGCUCGUUCGAUCUUGAUGAUUUUAAACGAUUUUACUCAAAUGAAGAUGAAUCUAAAUCAAUUCCUUACUUCUGGCAAAAGUUUGAUUCGGAAAAUUAUAGUAUUUGGCUUGGCGAAUACAAGUACAAUAAUGAACUAACGAAGGUUUUCAUGUCCUGCAAUUUAAUCAGUGGUAUGUACCAACGAUUAGAUUCAUUGAGAAAAGGAGCAUUUGCGAGUGCCUGUAUAUUUGGGGAAGAUAACGACAAUACGAUCAGUGGUAUUUGGGUCUGGCGAGGACAAGAUCUGGUUUUUACACUAAGUCCAGAUUGGCAAGUGGAUUACGAAUCUUAUAGUUGGACAAAAUUAGAUCCAUCUAAGGAAGAAACAAAGGAGUUGGUUAAGCAAUAUUUUAGUUGGACUGGCACGGACAAAGAGGGACGAAAAUUCAAUCAAGGAAAAGUUUUCAAGUAAAUCUUGCAUUAAAUAAGAAGAUGAAAUAAAACAAAACUCUAUUCAAAUGAAAUAAAUCUAAAGGAAAUGAUAAAGUAUCAGAAAA
This is a messenger RNA of Wasmannia auropunctata (little fire ant), 1507 nucleotides long. RefSeq names its product elongation factor 1-gamma (gene eEF1gamma). The transcript has 8 exons. Bases 106 to 1422 code for a protein of 438 amino acids. The record is from RefSeq and is a predicted model, not a curated record. Gene Ontology annotation, biological process: translational elongation. Lineage: Eukaryota; Metazoa; Arthropoda; Insecta; Hymenoptera; Formicidae. Gene Ontology annotation, molecular function: translation elongation factor activity. Gene Ontology annotation, cellular component: cytoplasm; nucleus.